This is a messenger RNA of Clavispora lusitaniae ATCC 42720, 174 nucleotides long. The record is from RefSeq and is a predicted model, not a curated record. NCBI's taxonomy places the organism in Eukaryota, Fungi, Ascomycota, Pichiomycetes, Serinales, Metschnikowiaceae.
AUGAUUACGCCUAGAACUGCAUUGAUGAUCGGCGGUGGCUUGUACGCCUGCGGCGCCAUGUACAUGGCCCGCAACUACUACAAUGACUCCUCAUUCAAAAAGAUCUACGUCAAGGCUGACAAGACCUACGAGAAGGUCAAGAUCAUGCACCCACCUACGGAAUGCACCUCCUAA